AUGAAUAUUCUGAAGUCGAUUAAUGAUCCCAUCCAUGGUUAUAUGCAAUUUGAAAAGUGGGCAAUAAAAUUUAUAGAUACACCACACUUUCAAAGAUUGCGUGAUAUCAAGCAAUUAGGAACUGCUUUCUAUGUUUUUCCAGGUGCAACUCAUAGUCGUUUUGAACACAGUUUGGGAACGGCACACCUUGCUUAUACCUUAACCAAAAAACUACAGGAACAACUUCGAAAUGAAAAGAGACAGCAGCGAAAUGAAGCGAAAAAACGACUACGUCUAAGUGGAAGUGAUAAUGAUAGAUAUGAAAAUUAUGAUGAUGGAAGUGAAAAUGAUGAAAAUGAUCUUAGAAAUCUUAAAUGUGUGACUUUAGCUGCUUUGUGUCAUGAUCUAGGACAUGGACCAUAUAGUUAUCUGUUUUACCGUGACUUGAUUGGAAACCGCUUAAAGGACGAAAAUUGGGACCCUAAGGAUGGAUCUAUAAUGAUGUUUGAAGAUAUUAUUAAAAAUCUCAUCAAGUUGGAGUCUAUCGAAUUGAAAAAGGAGGAUGGGGAAUUCAUCAAAGCGCUUAUUAAGGGUGAAACAACGUUAUUAGACAAAAGUAAUAAAAGACCAGAGUACCUAUUUGAUAUUGUCAACAAUAAACGUAAUUCUAUAGAUGUUGACAAAUUUGAUUACCUUGCACGAGACUGUUAUUAUUCAGGA
Molecule: messenger RNA, 699 nt
Organism: Racocetra persica
Lineage: Eukaryota; Fungi; Glomeromycota; Glomeromycetes; Diversisporales; Gigasporaceae
Source: the annotation of a GenBank genome assembly